GUGCUGCACACGAGCGGGGGAUCUCACUCUGAUCACCCUCUCCAAAGGGGAGGGAGGGAAGAAAGAGAGGAGGAAAAUGCUUCUCGGACGGAUCUCACAGCUGAAAUGUCUCCGGGAUGGACAGACACGGAGAUAGAUUGCGCGACAGACGCGGGUAAAACCAGAGACAUGUUGCAUCAACACCCAACCGGGAGGCUGAGGAGGACGAUGCUGUGAGUCCUGGGAGGUUUCCAAACCAUCUCGGAGCUCCGCGGGGCACACACACGCACACACACGCACACACACACGCGCGCGCGCACACGCGCACGGGACCCAUAAGAAAUGUUCAAAGUUAGACCGUGUCGUCUCCAAGUGCGAGCCCGCAACAGCUGCAGCGAAUGAGCAUGAAUUGAAGAAGAAUGCACGCCGUUUGGGAGAUAGCUGUGAUUCUGCAAACAUAUAUCAUCUGCACGUCAUCAGCUCAGCCGAUUACAUCCAAGCUCGAUGCAGGUUGGUGGGCGUAUAAGGACGUCGUCCAGGGCACCUUUGUUCCAGUCCCGUCCUUCUGGGGUCUGGUGCACUCCGCCUGGAACCUGUGCGCCAUAGGGAAGAGGCAGUCCCCCAUCGACAUCGAGACCAGUCACAUGAUCUUUGACCCGUACCUGACCCCUCUGAGGCUCAACACCGGAGGACGCAAGAUGGGAGGCACCAUGUACAACACGGGGAAGCAUGUGUCUCUGAGGCCGGACAAAGCCCACCUUGUGAACAUCUCAGGGGGGCCACUGGGUUACAGCUACAGGCUGGAGGAGGUCCGCCUCCACUUUGGGAGCGAGGACUCCCAGGGUUCAGAGCACCUCCUCAAUGGGCAGGGCUUUCCUGGAGAGGUCCAGCUGAUCCAUUAUAACCAGGAUCUGUAUGCCAACUACACAGAGGCCGCCAAGAGCCCCAACGGCAUCGCCGUGGUCUCCAUCUUCAUAAAGCUCUCCGAAAACUCCAAUGCCUUCCUCAACCGCAUGCUCAAUAGAGACACCAUCACCAGAAUCAACUACAAACAUGAUGCGUUCCUAUUAAUGGGCCUGAACAUCGCUGACCUUUACCCUGACACCACACGUUACAUCACCUACGAGGGCUCCAUCACCAUCCCUCCCUGCUACGAGACGUCCACGUGGAUACUCAUCAACAAGCCGGUCUACGUGACACAGAUGCAGAUGCACUCCCUGCGCCUCCUCAGCCAGAACGAGCCCUACAAGAUCUUCCUGAGUAUGAGCGACAACACCCGGCCCACCCAACCUCUGCUGCAGCGCUGCAUCCGAACCAACAUCAACUUCAGCAAGCAGGGUCGAGACUGCCCCAACAACCGCGCCCUCCGUCCACAGUACAGAGUGAAUCAGUGGCUCCUGAAGUAGGAGAUAAAAAAGAUGUCAAGCUGCAGGGCCACGGGAGGAGAGGCGGAAUUCAUUCACACUGCCAAACCGAGCCGAGCCUGCUGUUUGACCUGAGCUGAACGGGAGGCAAAAGCGCCGUGCUUUACUUCAGACAUCUUAACCACACUGAUCUCAGCUGCUCAGCUGACCCAACUCCAAACAAUCUUCUGUGCUGGCCUCCCACAGCGAGGGCUUUGACCAGACUUUGAGUCCAAAGUCUUCUCCCUUCUGUAUUUUUAUUUGUUGUGUUAACUCACAAAGACUGGAGAUGCAAAGGCACUCAAUCAUUUUCUUUGGCUGGUUUUCAGAUGUUAUUUAAAGACUACAGUAUACUCCGUUUCUCUGCUCGUUCAUGCCUACAUAAGGGAAAUUGUGGAAAUGAUCAUCCAUCGACUGGAGGAAUUAAUGCAUUUCCAUUGAUGGUCUGAACUCCUGCAACAAAGACCCAGCUGUGGUAUGAUGAGAGAUACAAAAAAAAAUCUGCUGGUUCUGAUAUCACAUAGUAAAGAAGAAGGUAAUUUUCAAAGAGAAUUUGAAAUGUGUGAAUUGCAAUUUACAUAGCUGAAGGGGGGGAAAAAGAGGGAGAGACUGCAACUCUGACAUUUUACAGUCCUGAACAGAUUUAUGUAACCGAAUUGGAAAGGGAUAGGUCACUAAUGUUGCAUGAUUUUACAAUAGUUCAACUGUAUUUAAGUUAUUUAAUUAAAAAGUGAUGACAGAA
Molecule: messenger RNA, 2124 nt
Organism: Etheostoma spectabile (orangethroat darter)
Lineage: Eukaryota; Metazoa; Chordata; Actinopteri; Perciformes; Percidae
Product: carbonic anhydrase-related protein 10
Exons: 9
Coding region: 399-1385 (328 amino acids)
Biological process (GO): one-carbon metabolic process
Molecular function (GO): zinc ion binding; carbonate dehydratase activity
Source: RefSeq, a predicted model, not a curated record